CCAACCACCCUGCCAUUGCGUACGUCUCGCAUCGCUUGUUCCACCGUUCUUUCUGACCAGCCCCUCAGCGAGCAGCUGCAUCAGGAACAGGUCGAGCACCUCGGGCUCCCAGGAGGCAGCUUCCGCGAGAUGGCAUACGAGGACAUGAGGUCGCUGCCUAUUCUCAAUGCCACCCUCCAGGAACCGCUCCGCAUGCACUCGCCCAUCCGCAGCAUCAGGCGUUACGCGCGGAGCGGCCUGCCCGCGCCUCCUUCGCUCGCCGCACUGCUGGAGGACAACGUGUACGUUGUUCCCAAGAGCCACACCGCCCUCGCGUCACCUGCACUCAGCCAGCUCGACGCGCUCAUCUGGAAGGACGCGAACGUGCGGGAUCCCAGCCGGUGGUUCAGCGCGGCUGGCUUUGCGGUGCAGGAGUACGAUGAGAGCUCGAGGGUCGAUUUUGGCUUCGGGCUGGUCAGCAAGGGCACGGACAGCCCAUGCCUUCCCUUCGAGUGGGAGGGGGUGCAGGCAAGGAGGUGA
This is a messenger RNA of Fomitopsis serialis, 519 nucleotides long. RefSeq lists its product as uncharacterized. The transcript has a single exon. The record is from RefSeq and is a predicted model, not a curated record. The annotation marks the transcript as partial. Gene Ontology annotation, molecular function: heme binding; iron ion binding; oxidoreductase activity, acting on paired donors, with incorporation or reduction of molecular oxygen. Lineage: Eukaryota; Fungi; Basidiomycota; Agaricomycetes; Polyporales; Fomitopsidaceae.